GUACAUGCUUGCAUUUUUGAUAUAUCAACGACGAAUGCAAUCGGCAUAAAUAAUCUAGUGUAUAAAACAUAAACAAAAAGACCGGCAUUAAAAAGCUAUUUAAGGGACUGUAUAAGCUGAACUUUGUCUACAUAUAAGCGCACUGCAAAUGCUUAUAUUCAAGCGUUCACUAUUCUCGGUCCGCUAUUUGCCAACCUAUUUUACAUCGCGUAAGCUGCUUGUAACCUUUGUUGCCGCUAUUAAUAUAUUGAACACCAAGGGCUCGAUAGAAGGCAGAGUCGACGAAAGUUGCGGUCGUACUUUAUCUACAAGUUGUAAAAAUAUGAGUGAUUCCAAUGAAGAUUCGUAUACUGCAGGCACCAGCUCGGUCGCCUUUGUCACGACACCAGAUGACAAGUUGGCUAAAAAAUUAGCACAGAGUUUGGUGGAGCAGAAAUUGGCCGCAUGUGUCAACAUAAUUCCUCAAAUACAGUCCAUUUACAUGUGGGAAGGAAAAGUGAAUGAGGAUAGCGAAUCUUUGAUGAUGAUCAAAACACGGACCAGCCGUUUAGAUGACUUGAUCAAGUUCGUGCGUGAGAAUCAUUCGUACAGUGUAGCUGAGGUUAUAACUUUACCCAUUGAAAAAGGCAAUGUACCAUACCUGAGCUGGAUUGCGCAGACUGUGCCAGAUAAGAAGUGAAUUACUACGUGCUAGAAAUCGUAAACGCAUUGCGAUGUGUAUUGUAAACUUAAAAAAUAAAUCAUACCUAUUUAAUUGUUA
Rhagoletis pomonella (apple maggot) is the source of this 760-nucleotide messenger RNA. RefSeq names its product protein CutA homolog. The coding region runs from base 149 to 679 and encodes 176 amino acids. Gene Ontology annotation, molecular function: copper ion binding. The record is from RefSeq and is a predicted model, not a curated record. Gene Ontology annotation, biological process: response to metal ion. NCBI's taxonomy places the organism in Eukaryota, Metazoa, Arthropoda, Insecta, Diptera, Tephritidae. The transcript has a single exon.